AUGGCGAGCCUUCCUCAAGAACCUACCCAAGAUGCCACCAAAACCAGCUUCUGGAUGCCUGGUAAUUACGUCCCGACGGUACGCAGAACCCAACAGUCGUACGGGGCUUGCAACGACAUCGUAGCCUGCUUCGCGGAGAGAGCCAGGGUCGAAAAAGCGUACGCCCAGCAGCUCAGCCAAUGGAGCAACAGAUGGAAGGCCAUUGUGGAUACUCGGCCGCUCUACGGCUCCCUGAUGACGGCCUGGCAGAGCUUCUUCACCUCCACCGAGCGCCUGGCCGCCCUGCACUCGUCCAUCUCACAGUCUCUCGUGGCCGAGGAAGGGGUCCGAGUCAAGACCUGGCAGAGGGAGAGCUUCCCUAAAAAACUCUUCUGCGGCUUCCGGGAAAGCUACGACACCAACGCUAGUUUCUCACGAGCGCAGAAACCGUGGAACCAAAAGCUGAGUAAGCUGGAGAAGGCCCGGGCCGUGUACCACAAGUGCUGUCAGAAGGAACAGAACGCCAUGGACAAAGAGAAACAGGCCAACGAGCAGGAAAACUUGAGUCCGGAGAAAAAGCAGAAAGUGACGGAGGCCAGAGAGGUGGCCACGGAUGCUAAAGAAAAGGCUCGGGAGCGCUACGAGAAACACCUGGAAGACGUGACUAGCUACACGCCGCGCUACAUGGAGGAAAUGGAGGUGGUUUUUGAGCAAUCGCAGGAGGAGGAGAGGAAACGCAUUAGCUUCUUAAAGCAGGCCUUUCUAUCCAUCCACAGACACUUGGAUGUCACCAACAACGAAAGCGUAAAGGAAGUGUACAAUGAACUUCACCAAACUCUGAUGGCCAUCAACGAGCAGGAGGACCUCAAAUGGUGGAAGAACAAUCAUGGACCAGGCAUGCUCACCAAUUGGCCAAAGAUACAGGAGUGGGUUCCACCUGUGAAAAAGCUGAAACGGAAGAAAAGAGAACAGAAAGGCAAAGAAGGCCGCCCAGUGAUGAUCGGAGGCGUGAAGGUACGAGCUCUGUACGACUACACGGGGGAGGAGGGGGAUGAGCUUUCCUUCAAAGCAGGUGAGGAGUUCUUGAAGGUGGAGGAGGAGGACGACCAGGGUUGGUGCCGAGGUGUCCUGAGCGGAGGGAAGGAAGGCUUCUACCCAGCUAAUUAUGUCGAACUCGUUGAAUGA
Molecule: messenger RNA, 1164 nt
Organism: Nerophis lumbriciformis (worm pipefish)
Lineage: Eukaryota; Metazoa; Chordata; Actinopteri; Syngnathiformes; Syngnathidae
Source: RefSeq, a predicted model, not a curated record